UAUCUUGCAACGAUUUUUGAAAAAAAGGCCGUUUACAAUUUUUGUCUGGCAAACUUACAAAUAUUACACUUUUGCAACGCAAUUGUAUUUUGGUAUUUAAACAUGAUCCAUUUGAAAGCCCAGAAGCGAUCCCAACCUUGAUCCGAAUUAAACCGAUCAAAAAUUUCGGUCGUUUCGGCAUGAGUUCCCCAAAAAGUGCGUUCGGUAUUUUCGUAUCUGCAUCCGUGGGGCUUCUAAAUGGUGCUUUAAAUCCAAACAUAUCCAUACGCACUUGUGUGCGAAUCAAAAUGUAUUGGCAGAGACCGAAAUAAAGUGCACAUGGCUCGCCGCCGAUUGAUAAAAGAUAAAAAUAAAGAGAUCGGUCUCUCUUCAUGCGGAAUGUUCGCUCGCAUUUGCCUGUAAAUUCUCGAAGGGAACGCGUGCAUUUCGAAGCACCGAAGCACCCAAGGUGAUUACAUAAAGCCAGAAAACCGAACCAUGCAGAGGGCCAUCAAGAAGGAGCUCAGCUUCUCGCUGGACACGCUGGAGCGCUACAGGGCCAAAUACGGACGCAGUGCAUCGCUGGACACGAACGGCUCUUCAAUUGCCCACACAGACAGCGAGCCGGCUGCUCCUCCUCCGCCUGCUGCGUCCUCGAUCUUCACAAAGUCCAACUCACCACCGAAAAUGACCAAGUUGCAGGAGCUGCAGCAGAAGAAGGAGGCCUAUUUGAGGGCCCGGGAGCACGAGCGGGAAAUGGAGCAGCUGCAGCGCACGGAGAGAAGGCCGACAAACGGCCUGGAUACGCCCAAGCCCAAGACGGCAAGUCCCCGGAGUACUUCCCCCACUCCCAGUGCCACCACUGCUGUGGCCACCAAGUCCUCCAGUCCGGCCGGCUACUCCAACUGGUCCAACAGCCACGCCACACUCUGCUCGCAGGCCUGGGUGGCGAUCUCCGAGCUGAUGUACUUCUGCGACAAGUACGAGUUCACCACACUGAGCACCCGGGACCUGCGGACGCACCAGGAGAUCGUGGCCGAGGUGCGGGCUCUGCUGUCCGGCAAGGCGCCCUUCGACCAGCGCACCCGCUUUCCCGGCAACAUUCACGAUCCGGAGAACCUGUGGGUCUGCAUCGGGCGCUGUGCCAGCGUGGAGUACCACCUGCAGCGCAUCGUGAGCAUCUUCCGGAAACCCCUCAACCAGCUGACGCCGGACAAACAGCGGACUGUGCGCCAGAACUUCCACCUGGCGGUCAGCGAGCUGCGGCUGGACAUCUCGGCGCGGAUCAGCGAGGUGCGGCUGUACGAUCGCCUGGUCUUCGAGCGCGAGUUCCGGCUGGAGUGGCAGGAGGCGGAGGCCUAAGGGAUGAGAAGGACGGCAGGAUCAGUGGGUAGAUAGUAACGUUUAUUGGCAACUCUUCGCUCUUUUGCGGUGCGCGGUGGAAAAAACGGUUACAAAAAUACACUUGGACACGGGAGGCCGGAGCAAAGAGCAUUCGAAUGCGGUACUCGAUGUGCUGCGUGCUCCAUUCAACAUACAUAUAAGAGGUAUUUCGUCAACGGAUAAUCAUUGAUUGGCUCUACUCACACAUAUUAUAACUGAUUUAUAGUCAAUUUUCUUUUGAAGAAAAU
Molecule: messenger RNA, 1610 nt
Organism: Drosophila takahashii
Lineage: Eukaryota; Metazoa; Arthropoda; Insecta; Diptera; Drosophilidae
Molecular function (GO): structural molecule activity
Source: RefSeq, a predicted model, not a curated record